AUAUUUUUUCACUCUUCAAGAUGAAUCAGCGUUCAGCUUGUUAUCUGAAGAAUCUGUGGAAGAUCUCAAUUCUAGACUUUCAGAAAAAGUUAGCUAUCGCAACUUUCGACCAAAUUUCCUAGUUGAACAUUGUCAACCUUAUGCAGAGGACCGUUGGGCUUUCAUCAAGAUGGGUGAAGCUAUAUUGUACAGAAUAAAACAUACUACCAGGUGUUUGAUGACUACAGUCAACCCAUAUACUGGUAUAAAGUCUAACAAGGAGCCAUUUCAAACUUUGAAAAUUUACAGACUGCCAUCAGAUGAAAAGGAAAAACAGACUUUUGGAAAUACUCCUGUACUGGCUUGUAGCCUGGGGUUGGAAAAGAAAGGAGAAGUUCAUGUUGGAGAUGAAGUGUUUGCUGUUAUUGAUGACUGAACAUUUAUUACAUAGUUUAUCUCAAGUACUAAUUAAUCUCAUUAAGUACAUCAGCUUAUGUUUGUUGCUCUAAAAUUAUUGUAGUUUUAAGCAAAUUGUAGAAACAUUAAAAAAUAAUAAAAAAAGUACCUAAGAAAUAAAAUAAUAUGGGCUUCACAAAAAAUAUUUCAUUGCUGUAACUUAUGCACAUAAACAUGAUGUAUAUUAUGUUUUCCUGAAAAGUAGUACCCAGAUUGUGAUGUUAUCCUAUGACCUAGGUGUAUAAUUUAUAUCUAAUCUGAGGUGCCUGGCUUCCACUUUCAUGUUAACAAAUUGAUUAAAAUAAUGAGCAGUAAAAAAUCGUAUCACAUACUUUUCAAGUUUUCAUAAAAUUUAACAUGUGACAUUACAGAGGAUUAAUUGCAUGAUAUAAGAGUAACUGGAAUAUGUCACUGCAAUUUCAUGGUACAUACUACACAUGACUUGUAUAAUACCAAUGUAUUUGAUUUGUGGCAAAUUUCAGAUGUUUGACAAUACACAAUGCUGUUAGGGUGAUUUAUAACAGGUUACUCACAUAAUAAAAUUGUUAAACAAUGUAGAGUUAAAGGCUGCAACAUUUCAAAGAAUGGUGCCUUCAAGAUUAUCCAAGGAAGAAAACAAAUUCAUUCUGUAAAGCAUUUACAACAGCAACAAGCUCCAUAACCACAACCUAAAGUAAUCUGGAGCAAUGUCCUUGUCCACAAAGUGAAGGCUAUGUUUACAAAAUUAAACUUUUCAAACCUCAAAAUACACUGCAAUAAAGAUGCAUAUAUCACUUGGCACCAUUAACAAAAUAACAAAAAUUUUAAAUUCAUGAAAUAUCAUACUAUGGAAAGAUUAUAAAACUGUAUGGUCUGAGAUUAAUCUUACCAUAUUCUUCUGAUAAGCUUAUUGCAAUAGAAGUUACAGUGUUGGGAAAUUGUGUAUAAUUAUGGUCAUCAAAAUAGUUAUAAUAGAUGAUAAUGAAAGAAUGCAAUUAACCUUCAGGUAGCACCAUGAAUUAUGUUUAACUUGUAUUAAUGUAUUUGUUGGCUUUUAUACUGACAAAUGACUUUUCGUGGAUACUGAUUGCAUAAAUCUUGUCUAUCCAGAUAAGGUAUAUAUCUGUUGAAGUGAGAGAAAAGCACAGAAUAAAAGAAAAAAAUUAACCAAAGUUUAAAUUAAAUACAAGGUUUUAAAUGAUUAUAUGUUCACUUAAAUUUUGAAACUAUUUGUUAUAUAAAUUUACUUUUGGAGAUUUAGUUAUCUAUAUGGGUGUAACUGCAACAUGCUUGGUUAAUUAAUAUGCAGGAAAUUACUUUGUAAUUGUUUGGAAACCACUAUUUAUAGUUGUAAUGUACCAAUCAUUCUUAGCAAUUUAUUUCAUUGACAAUGCACUGUUUAGAAUUGAUUUUUUUUUAUAAUUUUAAACGUUUCAUGUUUGUUAUGAAAUGUUUAUAUAAUUUAAAAACUAUAUUGCUUGUACUAUUUGAAAAAAUUAACACAGGUAAGACACCCCUACAUAAUGAAAGGUUUGAGGAUUUAUUGUAUGAAUUUUAGUGUUAGAACAAGUGCAGAAGGAAAUAGCCAUACAAAUUCAACAAAUAAAACUAAAUGUUUUUUUCUUAUAUUGAAUUUCACAUUUCUACAAGCUGAAUAUCUGAGCUUAACAUUGUUCAAACUGAAACUAAUUAGAUGAAGUAAAAUUGCAUUGAAGUGAAUCAAAAGUGAAUAAAGCUAAUGUCAAACUAAAUAUACACUGAAGUGAUUGCAGGAAAUGCAACCUUAAGAAGCAGGCUGACUGGUAGGAGGAUAAAUAAAAACUUACAGCAGCUUCUAGGUUGACUUUUCUUUUUCUGAAAAGCAGUAGAAUGAAACAUUAGGAAAUGGCACUUUUCAAAAUUCAACAAUACUCAUCAGCGUUGGAACUACCAUGUCUGUUCAGUGCUUGCUGUAAAUCUUUGAAUGCUCUGUUGUGUUUGUGAUAUUUCCAAGAUGAACAUAGACACACACAAAAAAAGAGUUGCUGGUAUAGCUUUUAAUGUGGUUAUGGAUCUCAUGUUAUGUGAAAAUGUAAGUGCUCUAAUGAUUCAUGUUUUUAGAGAAGAUAAUGCUACACAGGAUGACAAACCUUACAGUGUUUUAUAGCUGGAUGUUAUUCAACUCAUUAAAAGGGUGAAGCAAGAAAAGCUCUUCAAAACUGUCUCUCUAUAUUCUACUGUAUUCAGAUGUUCUCUUCAAGGAACACUUUUGACUUAGUUGUACGUCAGUAAAGGUUAAUCACUGUUGAUUGCUUUUAUACUUGUACCUUCAAUUGUAAAACAAUGCAUAAAAUAAGUAUUUUAA
Messenger RNA from Limulus polyphemus (Atlantic horseshoe crab), 2758 nucleotides. It is a transcript of the gene Marc, whose product is annotated as mitochondrial amidoxime-reducing component 1-like. Bases 170 to 415 code for a protein of 81 amino acids. Lineage: Eukaryota; Metazoa; Arthropoda; Merostomata; Xiphosura; Limulidae. The record is from RefSeq and is a predicted model, not a curated record. Gene Ontology annotation, molecular function: pyridoxal phosphate binding; molybdenum ion binding; catalytic activity. The transcript has 5 exons.